CUUCACCUCAUCCUCUGUACCACAAGCUCCAUCUGCAACGGGGAUUCCCCGCGCCGCUCUUCAAAAUGGCGCGUAACAGCGAAAAAGCCCAAUCGAUGCUCUUCCGCUUCCGGGCCCAACAAGCCGCGGACCUCGGAAUCAUCGACAUCGGGCGCACGCGCCGUCCGAAAGCCAUCACCUCGGUGGACUCGAUCCCGAUGUGCGAGAAAUGGCGCGGCCAGGUGCUGAAAGAAAUUUCGCGCAAAGUGUCUCGGAUCCAGGAGCUCAGUUUAAGCGAUUAUCAGAUCCGGGAUCUGAAUGAUGAGAUUAAUAAGUUGAUGAAGGAGAAGUGGACGUGGGAAAUGCAGAUUCGGAAUCUUGGGGGGCCGAAUUAUAUGCGUGGCUCGGGACGGGUGUUUGAUGAUGAUGGGAGGGAGAUUCCGGGCGGGGGGAAGGGGUAUCGCUAUUUUGGACGGGCGAGGGAGUUGCCGGGGGUGAAGGAGAUGUUUGAGGCCGCGGCGAGACGGGGGAGGCCGGCGGAGGAGGACGAGGAGGAUGGGGAGGGAUUGAAGGGACGGGGGGGCGAGAUUGCGACGAAGAAGGUCGAUGCGAAUUAUUUUGGUUAUGGGUUGGAUGAGGAGGAUGGGACGUUGUUGGCGUAUGAGAAGCAGAAGGAGAAGGAGGCUGUGGAGAGAUUGCGCAGGAAGGAGGAUGAUGUUGAGGAUGGUUGGGAGCCGUUGCCUGGGGAUGCUGGCGAUGGUGUGGAGUGGAGGUUGCCGAGCCUGGAUGAGGUUCAGGAGGAGUUGGUCGAUCGACGGAGGAGGAGAUUGUUGGAUAAGAUCUCGUGAGGUUGUGCGGGCUUGGGGGUACUGCGUUGGGCGUCUGUCUCUUCCGUCGUCCUGUGUUUUCUAAGGGGUCUCUUUUCUCUGUCAUGGGCGUUAUGGUUCUUUAUUCGGUGUGAUUUCGUCUCAUCUUGUCUC
Molecule: messenger RNA, 959 nt
Organism: Aspergillus ibericus CBS 121593
Lineage: Eukaryota; Fungi; Ascomycota; Eurotiomycetes; Eurotiales; Aspergillaceae
Product: pre-mRNA-splicing factor ISY1
Exons: 2
Coding region: 66-827 (253 amino acids)
Biological process (GO): generation of catalytic spliceosome for second transesterification step; mRNA 3'-splice site recognition
Cellular component (GO): post-mRNA release spliceosomal complex; post-spliceosomal complex; Prp19 complex
Source: RefSeq, a predicted model, not a curated record